This is a messenger RNA of Pocillopora meandrina, 228 nucleotides long. The record is from the annotation of a GenBank genome assembly. NCBI's taxonomy places the organism in Eukaryota, Metazoa, Cnidaria, Anthozoa, Scleractinia, Pocilloporidae.
AUGUAUCACAGAGAAGACAUCGCCAAAUAUCUAGAAAAAGGGAGAAUGGAUCCAGUUUUCAAGAAAGAGGACCCCCUGGAGAAGACCAACUAUAGACCUCUAAUUGUAUUAACAGUGGUUGACAAAAUAUUUGAGCAGCUUCAAAGUAAACAGAUGCCAAAAAAUCUUGAAACGAUUUUUGACCUAUUCAUGUCAGCCUACCGUAAAAUGUACAGCUGUCAGACCACC